UACAAACUUCCUUGCCUGUUUAAAGAUUUUAUCUCACACGAAGCCGGGACCAACGGAGAGCAUACCUUGCACAACAGAAAAAUAAAACGAGUCCCAGGCUAGACCAAGGGCUGCAUUCACUAAGAUAGCGGAUGACAUGGCUUUUGUGAACAAGUCGACCGAUGUUGGGAUCGAAAUGCACGAGCAAAGCAAGCAUUCUACUAGGAAUGGGCUCCUUUUGCGCUGGCUUGUGGCAGGGACACUACUGAACCUCUGCUUCACAUCCAUCGCAGUAGGUUUGACCGUGUUUUACGCUCAGAAGGAGCUGCAGUCGUUCGGGCUACGACUAGCGAGCUACGAGGAGCGACUGACUGCAGUAGAGGAUACCACGGCGAAGGGGAAUCGCGGCCUAACUCCCAAAGACAACCGCCUGCGAAUGAAAAGGGACUUGGGCAACCUGUCAAUUGGCCAUAAUGCCGACAUUGAAAAUUUACUAUUUGGAGCCUGUCACCGCGGUAGAGACGGGCGUGACGGACGAGACGGCUUUCAGGGGCCAGCUGGACCAACGGGCCCGCAAGGAAUCAAAGGCGAGCCGGGCAUACCAGGCUCCGUGGGGCAUCGUGGACCACCCGGGAAAUCCGGGCCAAGAGGGCCGAAGGGAGACCCAGCACCACACGACUACCGCAACGGAAGAGUGUCGCAGGGCGAAAUCUACAUCAGAUGGGGGCGCACUGUCUGUCCAGACCACGCGGGCACAGAACUGGUGUACUCUGGUUUUGCGGCUGGUUCGCAUUACAUUCAUAAGGGUGGCUCAGUGGAUUUCUUCUGUUUGCCUACCGACCCCGACUGGGCAGCCUCCUACGACGACGGUUGGAAUUCACAAUCAUACCUGUAUGGGAUGGAGUACGAGGUUUCCAACUUCGACCCGUUCUCUCACGAGAAUGCCAGGGUUCUGCAUGAUCACGACGUGCCAUGCGCCUUGUGUCGCCUCGUCGACCGGGGAACCCAGCUGCUUUUCCCGGCCAAGCUCGGCUGUCCGGCGAACUGGACAGAGGAGUACAGGGGUUUCCUCAUGUCCGGACACCACAGCCACGAGCAGCAGUCCGAGGCCGUGUGCGUGGACCACGCUCCGGAGGUCAUCUCCGGCAGCCACGCUAACCGUGAUGGCGCGCUGCUUUACAUCGUGGAAGGGGCCUGCGGGGCCCUUAAAUGUCCCCCUUACAUCAGCGGGCGUGAAAUAACGUGCACCGUGUGUAGUACCUAAUUGGAGGCCUGUUAUCAGAUACACCGUAUAUUUGACCAAAAUAAAAUAAAAUAAAAUAAAAGGCUCGGAAAAGUUCAUACUUUCCUGAACUGAGUGAAAUCUGCUUGGAUUUAUCAUGUGAUGUUGACAGCCUGGAUUUAUCACGUGGUGUCUCAGACCUUUUAUCGGCACAGCGACUCAGAGGAUUGAUUUCCGCGUGCUAAUACUUUAUGACAAUUUUUUCCAAUGCAUUAGUUUCAUUUUGACUCCAAAUUUAUGAAAAUUGGACGUGGCGUUCUCUCUCAGUGAAGAAUUUUAGGAGGCAGGGUGAAGUGUGAUGUGAAAUUUACCAUUGAUUUUGUACAUGUACAAAGAAGUACAUGUACAUCGUACAAAGGACAGUGGUUUCCUUUGUCAGGAAGUCUCUUGCAUGGGGAGGGUCUAGUAAUAAGUGUAUAAUUUAAGUUUUGCAUAUUACUGAAUACAGCUCAUGGCAUCUCUGGUUUCAUUUCCACUGAAUAUACAAUCCAUACAGCAUCUUUGAUGUGAAAAAUGCAAUAAAAACGCCCGACAAUCGAAAGACGAUAAAAACAUAGGUAUCAUGAAUAAUUAAUGAGUCAUAAUUAUGCAACAUCCUAAUUAAUUUACAUAUAAUUUCACACAGAUGAUUAAUAUGUAUGUCUCUAUGACACUGCCAAAUUUCAUUGAAAUACGUCAUCGUAAGGUCGAGAUCGGGGGGGGGGGGUGAGAAUCUCUCCCCCACCCCGGUUGUGACAAGGCCAAAACAACCCGGCUCUUUGAGGGCUAAAAGUGCUGAGCAGCUAUUAAACUAAAUAAGACUUGAGGCUAUGCAUGGCGAAAGUACUAACUAUGUGAAGUUUGCGGUGACACCAUGUAAUCAAAU
Molecule: messenger RNA, 2126 nt
Organism: Acanthaster planci (crown-of-thorns starfish)
Lineage: Eukaryota; Metazoa; Echinodermata; Asteroidea; Valvatida; Acanthasteridae
Product: short-chain collagen C4-like
Source: RefSeq, a predicted model, not a curated record